AUGGUAACAUUGUUUUCUUGUGCAUAUGGAGUCAUGGAUGACAUUCCUCAUACACCUCAUGCCCCGGAACUAGGAAUCGAAGAAAUUAAGAUUCAAAAUGUUUUGGAUGGAAAAGAGGACUUGACCGUUCACUGCAAAUCGAAAGAUGAUGAUCUCGGUGUUCAUGUUUUACCCUACAAAGGCACUUAUAGUUUCAAAUUCAGCCGUAACUUUCGAGGUACAACUCUCUUCUUUUGUGGGUUCAAAUGGGGAAACCAAUUCCACCGGUUCGAUAUUUACACGCCACAGAGUCCAAAAUGUAACGUUCCCAAUGAAUGUUUGUGGUUUAUCAUUCCUUCUGGUCCGUGCCGUUUUGACAAAACCACCUUCAAGUAUAGUUGUUCUUCUUGGAAUUAA
This is a messenger RNA of Cannabis sativa, 396 nucleotides long. Its product is annotated as S-protein homolog 5-like. NCBI's taxonomy places the organism in Eukaryota, Viridiplantae, Streptophyta, Magnoliopsida, Rosales, Cannabaceae. The record is from RefSeq and is a predicted model, not a curated record. The transcript has a single exon. Bases 1 to 396 code for a protein of 131 amino acids.